Messenger RNA from Coniophora puteana RWD-64-598 SS2, 1098 nucleotides. RefSeq lists its product as uncharacterized. Bases 1 to 1098 code for a protein of 365 amino acids. The record is from RefSeq and is a predicted model, not a curated record. NCBI's taxonomy places the organism in Eukaryota, Fungi, Basidiomycota, Agaricomycetes, Boletales, Coniophoraceae. The transcript is spliced from 5 exons.
AUGUCUCGCACCCCUUGGCCCGGCACCCCUGCCUCCUCGCUCUUUUCUUUCUCGGGGGCUUCUGAUGCUUCUCCUCCUCCUCCCUCGCCUACACCUACUUCUCCUUCAUCUCCCGCGGUUCCUCCCUUGUAUAUUGCCGCCUCUCAUGCGUGUCAGUCGGCGGCGCAGUCCCCGAGCUCAGCUCCUCGUGCAUCGGGAACCUCUCCCUGCACCUCUGCGUCUCACCAGGCCACCCCAUCGCCAUUCCCCGCCCACCCUCCUUCUCCUCCCAACCCUUACCACGCCUACGCCUUUCUCACCAAGAAGAAAGACUACUCUGUCGACUGCACCUGCGGUCACUUCAACAUCCACAUGCAAGGGAAUGGCACUGCCAAUGAGGUCCUUACCGCCUGCGUUGGUAAAUGCUGCCUGACACCAGUUAAUUUGAUCGCCGAGACGGUGGCAGACUUGAUACUGACGGGCGAGUGGAAACUCGAUUUUCAGGAGAUGCUCCACGCGAGCGUUCGGACUGAGGUCCUCAACCUUCCCAACAACGAGUCGUUCGCAAGUUUCUUUCAUCGAUGUGCUGCGAUUGAGCUCAACAGCCAGCUUGAGCUCACGCGAGCUCGUUUUACCGCCAUGCAGGAGGCCGCUGCUAUAGCGCGGACCAAUAGCCAUGGUGAAAUUCCGACCGCCUUCGACAACCUGUCGACAGCUUCUCGCGUUGCGUCUGCCCCCGGCUCCGACACCCUCCGUUACGUCAAUUUCCGCUCCGUAAACGGGGAUCGCUUCCCUUACGGCGUCAUCCCCCCGGAUGGCGUCGUCAACAGGAACCUCAACCCGACGUUCCAAUCCAUGGUCGCCAGGCUCCCCACAAGGACCGUUUCGCUCACGCCAAGUGUCGACGUAACGUACUACGAUGUGCCCGUUAACUCCGAGCCACCCUAUUAUUGGGUCCCAUACGGAUUCGCGAUCGGCAUCUUUGCGAACCCUCAGCUCUACUACUCUGUGUGGUCUUCGGGCCGUGGUUCCGAGGGACACGAGGUGUUCUCGCUCGAUGAAGCUCACGCCGCGAUGGAGAAUGCUCUGUUGGAGGGACGCUUUGGUCUUAUUCGUUAG